Plasmodium reichenowi is the source of this 256-nucleotide messenger RNA. RefSeq names its product glutamine--tRNA ligase, putative. The transcript has a single exon. Lineage: Eukaryota; Apicomplexa; Aconoidasida; Haemosporida; Plasmodiidae. The annotation marks the transcript as partial. Gene Ontology annotation, biological process: translation. The record is from RefSeq and is a predicted model, not a curated record.
UAAAAUUGGAGAUCCAAUACAAUUUGAGAGAGUCGGAUUUUUUACAAAAGAUAAAGACACAACAAAUGAAUUACCGGUUUUUAAUUUAACGGUACCUUUAGUUGAUAAUACCAUGUUAAAAAAAAAAAAAGAAGACCUACUACAAAAGGAAUUGGAUAAAUUGAAGAGAGAAAAAAUUGCUGCCGAGCGAAAAUUAAAGAAGGAGCAAAAAAAAAUAAGGGAGCAAAAGAAGAAAGAACAAAAUCGAAACAAUUAA